This is a messenger RNA of Fundulus heteroclitus (mummichog), 7129 nucleotides long. It is a transcript of the gene atp8b3, whose product is annotated as ATPase phospholipid transporting 8B3. Gene Ontology annotation, biological process: phospholipid translocation; Golgi organization. Bases 392 to 3829 code for a protein of 1145 amino acids. The record is from RefSeq and is a predicted model, not a curated record. Gene Ontology annotation, cellular component: plasma membrane. The transcript has 29 exons. Lineage: Eukaryota; Metazoa; Chordata; Actinopteri; Cyprinodontiformes; Fundulidae. Gene Ontology annotation, molecular function: ATPase-coupled intramembrane lipid carrier activity; magnesium ion binding; ATP binding.
CCUGAUGUGUGCACCUGGAAGGGAACAACAAAGGUGUUUUGAACAGGACAUUGAGAGAAGUGAAUUGAAAAUGAUUUGCAUUAUGCAAAAAAGAGAUGCAGGAUUGUUAUGAAAACAGCCGCAUUAUUCUCUCCCCAUGGUCACUGGAGCCUAGUGAAUCAUGGUUCAGCUAUGCCACCGUGCUGCCAGAGUGAAACAAGGAAUUUAGCAAACAGACCAGUUUAGAUUUUAGUGCCGGUGUCUGAGCUGCUUCUUGCCUCACGUUUCCUUCGCCUCCUUCGAGUUUAAGUUUGACCGAGGAGGCUGUUGAAUUUCUCUGUAGUCCAACGCAGAGCGUUCCACCACAGUGCAGCAUUACCAGAGCUGCAGUAAAGGUCUGAGUCUGCUGAGCAUGAUGGCCAAAGAAGACACUGAAUCCGGCUUCACCUGGGAGGUGAAGGCAAACAGCCGUCACUACCACGAACACAGACAGAAGAAAUCUUUCCUGUGCUUCACCUGGGGACGCUACUCGGACAAUGUGGUGCGCAGCUACAAGUACUCCCCCCUGACUUUCGUGCCCCUGACACUGUUCGAGCAGUUCCAGCGAGCUGCUAACGUCUACUUCCUCCUCAUGGUGGUGUUGCAGUGUGUUCCUGCCAUCUCCUCCAUACCCUGGUACAUCACCGUCAUCCCGCUCUUCAUUGUGCUCUCUGUGAGAGGACUCAAAGAUCUAGCCAGUGACAUGGCGAGGCGACGCUGCGACUUGGAGAUUAACUCCCGACCCUGUGACGUGCUCAUCUCCCAGAGUUUCAUCACAUCACAGUGGAAAGAUCUGUGUGUUGGAGAUGUGCUGCGAAUCCACAAAGACCAAGUCAUCCCUGCUGAUCUCCUUCUGCUUUCCAGUUCAGAGCCUCAUAGUUUGUGUUAUGUGGAGACGGCUGAUAUUGAUGGUGAGACCAACCUAAAGUACCGGCAGGCACUGAGUGCAACCUACAAUGAGCUGACCUCUCACCCUUCAGAGGAGGCCCUUGCAGCCUUUAAUGGUGUUGUGUGCUGUGAGGAACCCAACAACCGCCUGUACACUUUCAGAGGUCAGCUACAUUGGCAAGGAGAGUGCUUCCCCCUGGAAAACGAACACAUCCUCCUGAGGGGAACAGUCCUACGCAACACAGACUUUGCCUACGGCCUGGCUAUAUACACUGGCGCAGACACGAAGAUCCUGAAAAACUGUGGGAAACUGAGAGUGAAAAGGACACAAGUGGAGGACAUGUUCAACAAGGUGGUGAUCGGGAUUGUCGUGUCAGUCCUGCUGGCUGCUCUGCUCCUUGCCAUUGGUGGAGGUGUGUUUUCGCAUCAGGUGAUGAGCAAAACAGAGGUCCUGUCAGCUCUGGUGGUGAACAACAACCCAGCCUACAGUGGGUUCCUCGUCUACUGGAGCUACAUCAUCCUUCUCAGCCCGGCCAUGCCCAUUGCACUCUACAUCACGUUUGAAGUGAUUCAUACAAUUCACAGCAAGUUUAUUGGCUGGGAUCUGGAGAUGUAUUGGCAGCAGGCAGACAGACCUGCGGAGGCCAGGAAUACCUCUCUGAACGAGGAGCUCGGCCAAGUGGGUUACCUACUGAGUGACAAAACUGGCACAUUAACCCAGAAUCGCCUGCUCUUCAGACAGUGCUGCAUCGCUGGAGAAAUCUAUGGUGAUGCCUCAACCAGAGCAGAGGAUGUAAAGCCCAUGGAUUUGAGCUGGAACCCAUUCGCCUGUGGCAGCCUGCACAUGUUCUCUCCCGCACUAGUGGAGAGGCUCAGGGAACAGCGGUGUCCAAUCACCAGACAGUUUCUGUCUGCACUGGCUCUGUGUCACACUGUCAUGGCAGAGUGGAAAGACGGGUGCCCAGUUUACCAAUCAGCUUCACCAGAUGAGGAAGCUCUUGUUGGGGCGGCCAGGGAGCUUGGCUGGGUCUUUCUUUCCAGAACGAGAGAUUUUAUUGUCGUUUCCGAGCUGGGGGUGUCUCGCCAAUACCAGCUGCUGGCGUUGGUGGAGUUUACCAGCAAGAGGAGACGGAUGUCCGUCCUGGUACGUGAACCAGAGGGCGGGUUAAAACUUUACUGUAAAGGAGCGGAUAUAGUGAUACUGGAGAGACUUCAAAAGAACUGCCCACAUCAGGAAAGCACCGACAAAGCGUUAGAGCUGUUUGCUGAGGCCUGUCUGAGGACGCUGUGUGUUGCUGUUCGAUCCGUUCCCGAGGCAUUAUGGGAGCAGUGGAGUAAGACUCUGGCCCUGUCUGCUACCAUGACGACCUGCGAGCGUGACACCCGACUGGAGAAGCUGUACGAUGAGAUGGAGAGAGAUCUGCUGCUUCUGGGGGUGACAGCAAUCGAGGACCGGCUCCAGGAGGGAGUUCCUGAGACAAUUGCUCUUCUUCAGGAGGCUGGGAUUAAAGUAUGGGUGCUGACUGGAGACAAAAAAGAAACUGCAGUGAAUAUUGGGUACUCUUGCAAGCUACUGGACCCUGAUAGCAGAUUGCUGGAAUGGCAGGAGCUGAGGCAGAUCCUCCAGUCUGCAGACCCACAGGUCAGCUUCUUCAAAGCCAAGCAGACAGAGCUGUGGGCUACACACAAGGAGAUGGCAAGAGCAAAAACUUCUGUUGUCCUCACCGGAUCUGAACUGGCAGAGUUCGAGCAGAGACCAGAGUGGGGGGCCUCCUUCAUGAGCCUUGCAGACCAGUGUCAGUCCGUGCUGUGCUGCAGGGUGACGCCCGCUCAGAAAGCUGAGAUCGUGAAGCUUGUCAGGAAACACACCAGCUCCAUCACCAUGUCCAUUGGUGACGGAGCCAAUGACGUUAACAUGAUCAAGACGGCUCACAUCGGAGUGGGGCUGGCCGGCGUGGAGGGAGGUCAGGCGGUGCAGAACGCAGACUUUGCUGUGUCCCAGUUCAGGUUUUUACAAAGGCUGCUGCUGGUCCACGGUCGCUGGUCCUAUCGGCGCAUCUCCCUCUUCCUGUGCUACUUCCUGUUUAAAACGUGCGGCUUUGCUCUUGUGCACAUUUGGUUUGGGAUCUUCAAUGGCUUCAGUGCUCAGUCGCUGUACGAGACAUGGUUCAUCGCUCUCUACACUGUCUUUUACACGGCAGCGCCGGUCAUGUGCAUGGCCAUUUUUGAACAGGAUGUGAGUGCAGAGAGCAGCCUGAAAUUGCCUGAGCUGUACAAGAGCGGACAGAAGAAGGAGCUGUCCAGCCCUGCAAGGCUGAUCAUGUACCUCCUGUAUGCCGUCUACGCGUCGCUUGUUCACUUUUUCAUCCCCUGUGGCGUUUUCUACAACACAGCCUAUGAUUACCAGACCAUGGCUGUCACCGUCUCAAUGGCGGCCACCUUCACUGCCACAGUUGAGAUUGUGAUGCUGACCAGAUACUGGACGAAGUUCAGCAUCGUAGCUGUUUGCAUCUCUUUUCUCAUGUUCUUCAUUUGCACCAGAAUCACCCACAGCAGCCGCCUUUUUCAGAGCUCACCCGUCGACUAUUACUUUCUUGGUGUGUCUGAAAAGGCCUUCAUCGAUCCAGUGGUGUGGCUCACAGCUUUGCUCACAGCUUGGACUGCUGUUCUGCCCUCAGUCACUGGUCACGCCCUCAGUGUGCUUCUCACUGUGCACAAUAAACACAAGAUACACAGCUCAUCCCCUCCUCCAGUGGAGCUGAGGUCAAAAUUCAGGAGAGGGUCAUCAUUCCGCCGGUCAUCAUAUGCCAUCUCCCAGGAUGCCGGUCCUGGACGCCUCAUCAACUCGGCAUCUUCCAUCCGGAGGGCGGAGGUGUUGAAGGAGGAGAAAGUGGCAGGAAGUGAAAAGCCAUCUGAUAUUUGAGCUUCUGCGUGGUGCUUUGCCAAACUGCUUUCAGUCAUUCUGUUGUUGAAUCGGGUACAGCCUGAGUAAAAUGUUAAGGUGCAUGUGGCGACCCAGGAGGACCCUUGCGUCCGUCACAGAGGAUGUGGAACGCUUAAUGGUCUCGGUGAUGUAUCGUUGAUGUGUGCUGCAUGAUUUUGAUCUAGCUGGUAUGAGUGCGUGACCCGUCUGUCGUCAUUUUACUGAAGCAUGACUGAAUUAUUGCAGAAGCGUUGAUAAUAGCAAACCUCCCAGGGAGUUGGUUAUUUCAGUACUUCACCAUUUUGUUUCUUUGGAGGGUUUUUUUUUUCAUAACUGACCUUUUGUGCAAUGAAAUGAAGCUGUCAACCACUGGGUCUCCUGUAUUGACUAUGCAUCAAUUUGUACCUGCCAGGGGGACGAUCCAGACCCCCUUUUGAAGACUGAGGAUUUCAAGUUAGCCACGUCUACCAGCGGGAUGUCACUUAAAGUUAUUCUGGUUUGAUUAGCAGUUAUAAUCUGUUGUGUUUUAUCAAAAUAAACUGGUCAGAACAGGGAUCAGAAUCAAAUAAAAUUAGAAUUAAUAAAAAUAUGCAUAUUGCAAAAUUGAAUACAUAUAUUGUAAUUUCUUGACAGUUUAUAAUUCAAGAAAAUAUUGAACUAUAAAUGAUGAAUAAACAGACCAUGAUUUAAUUAUGUAAGAAUAAAAUGGUUUGUUACAGGUACAAAAGGGAAGCAGGAAAUGAUUAAAAAAAAGCUUGAUUCUAUUGUUUCUGCAUGAGUAAUUAGUAAGGGGUUUCAAUUUUUUAUUCAAAAAUAUAGAGUAAUAUUAAUUGCUUCUGCAUAUACAAUUUGAUAUGUAAUUUAAAAGGAAGUCUCUGGGAUUUUAAUACAAUUUUCUAUGGCCUGAUUUUACUAAUAAAGGAUAUAAAUAUAACUUACUGGUCAUGUCCUUUGAAUCAAUCCACACACAAGAAAUCAACGGUCCCACAUUGUUUUACAAUUGUUUUAUUUGUUAAUUUAUUUCAAAACACGCAAUUUACCCAUAUUAUCCUUUUAAGAUUUUUUUUAUUUUUCUGUAACAGUUAUUACUCAGGUUUUUUACCUUCUCAAGAGUCUCAAACAGAGUGAAACUAAAAGUCCUCCACAGGCUCUCCGGCUUCUGCAGUGGGAGGAGGGUGGGAGAGAGGCUUUCUGAUCAGACACGAGCGGGUUGCUUCCCCGUUUCUUACGUGGAUGGGUGUGUGUUUGUGUACAAGGUUUGCACCGGGGAAUCGUGUGUUUUGGUGUGUGUGUGUGUGUGUAUGCAUGCGGCUAAGUGCAAGAUGUGGAAUGUCCACAUGGCCAGGAAAAUCACAGGACCCCGAGGGCAGCCCAGAAAGCUGAAUAUUGUCUUCCAGGUUUGGCAGCCAGAUUGUCAUACCUCUGAUUUCAUCUUUGGUUUCUCACAAAAAAGAAAAAGAAGAAAAAAAAACACUCUCAGAGGGGCAGACUCACCCUCUCCAGCGUGUGCCUGUGUCUGUAAGUCUGUCCGAGUGCAAUACAAGCCACCGUCUAACGACUUUGUAAACGCGAGUAAGAACAAUGUCGAGUGUCUUUGCAUUGAUUGUGGCCCCUCCUUGGCGCUGGGGACAAAGACAGUCGAACAUUGUGGGACAGUGGAGCCAUCAUGACUGAGGGGGGGGGGGGGGGGGGUCGACACGCAAACGUCAACAUGGGCUCCGUCUCAGUGUCAGUGGCAGUUUGGGCUUUUGUGGUGAAAAUACGGGGUGCUGCAGCGCCAAUCUCUCCUUGGCCGCUCACAGCUAAAAACAAACGGAGCGACUGGCGCUGCUUCACCCCUCGAUCAGCUCAUGAGACGGGCGGGACGAAAAGAGGUAGAGAAAGGGUCAAACUGUGAGCGUUAAAAUGCGGAGUGGGAUUGGGGGGGGUGGGGGGGGGCCGGGGUUUGAGGGUUAUACACUCUGACCCAGCAGCAACGAUUAAGAUUGGGGAGGGUCAGGUGUUUGCAUAGUUCUCUGUGCAAAAGCCACCAGCCGGAGCCAUUUUUAUUUCCUCGCGGCUGGCUACAUCAUCAUUAGAUCAGCGGGAGUCAGUCAGUGGGUGAUGGGAAGCAGGGUCCUUGCGCCACAUCUCUCUGCUUUUUGAGGCAGGAGAUGAGGCAGAGUGAAGAGAAGGGUGAGUGAGGGCGAAGACAUGAGACGGGGCGAAAAGACGGACGCGGUGAGAGAGUCGGGGAAAAGGGGGGGGGGGUAGUCGUUUGGCAGUCGCACACUGCAGCCGGUCUCGAUCCAGAGAGCCUCUUCUCCCGUGAUUUUUGCCCUUCUACCCUCCCCGUCCUCCUCCCCACUUGGCCUGCCCUCUCUCUACCUUUUUUCUCGUUUUGAAACUGAUUGUCUUCUACCAUCACAAAGACACUUGGUUCUGAUUGAUUAACAGGUAACAGAAGAGGGAGAGCACAGUGUGACUAGGGGGUGUCUCUACAAACGGUGCCGCCGGGGCAACCCGUCGGGGGUCCGUCUGCGAGACGACCGCCGCGAAACAAAUGCUGUUUGACAGCAAACGCGGGGGGAAAACGUUUCAGGACGGACGCCGGGUUGCCUCGCGGCACCGAUGUCGGUUGGUCAGUCAAUCGGCAAGAAAUGGUUUCAGAUUUUUGCAUGACAAAUAUUGCAACCCAUAGCAAUGGAACAUAAAAUAGAAAAAAAACAAAAACACUGUCUUUCACAUAGGUAACAAAUGAACACAUGUACACAGAUUGAAGAAAAAAGCAUGUAGACAAACAUACAGGCAUAUUCAAGGCCGCUCGGAUCGGCGUGUGUCCCUCUGAUUAACUCCAAGUAAACAGCCAGUCUUUGGAAAAGCAAGACACACGUUCCCGAGACCCAAGUGUGGAACACGAGCUGAGGAAUGAAGAUUGAACGCUAUUGAUUAAGGAGGAGACAAGUUUGACCUCCCCCAGCACACACUGCCCCCUACUGUCUGAAUUUAUAUACAUCAAAUAAACAUUGGGGGGGGGAAGGGGGGGAAGGGUUGCAACAACACAUGCACACAACCAGUGAAUCCAACAGUGACGGAAAGUCUAAAAACAACAACCCCUCCAACGCCUAGAACCCAGAUACCUCCCACCCUUUUUUUUCUUCUUCCUCACAUUUAUUUUGAUAACCAAAAUAUUCCCCCACCCCGUCUCCGCCCGCUCCCGAGUCUUUCUGUCCUCUUCCUCUCCCCACAAAAUCACAGGUCAUUCCUGUUGGUUUCUAUACAGUUAUACAAUAUCCAUGCACAAAAAGAAACGAAAGAAAA